GCACUGUCUUUAGAGGGACUCAACGGCUUUUGCCCUGGGACUUUCCUCUGGUAGCUGCCCCGUCAAGGUCUCCUUCUCUUUUCUCUUCUGCUGCAGAGAAGCUGCCGCUAUGUCUCACCAGUUUUCUGGCCAAAGCCUGGGAAGCAGCAUUAGGGGUUUCAGCUCCAGCUCUGCCUGUUUUGGUGGUGGGAACAAAGUCAGCUUCAGCACGGUGUCACGUGGAGGAUGUGCAGGCUCAGCCUGUAGUCCCAGAGGCUUUGGCAGUAGGAGCCUGCAUAACUUGGGAGGAAAUAAAAGGAUUUCCAUUGGUGGAUUUGGUGGCACUUGUGGAGGGUUUGGGUCUGGCGGCCAAGCGGGUGGAGGGUUUGGCGGUGGUGCUGGGUCUGGGGGACAGUUCAGUGGUGGGCUCGGUGGUUGCUUUGGUGGUGGGGCUGGAGGAGGAUUCGGUGGUGGAUGGGAUGGCCCUGGAUUUCCUGUUUGCCCACCUGGUGGCAUUCAAGAAGUGACCAUCAACCAGAACCUCCUGACUCCUCUCAACUUGAAGAUCGACCCAGAGAUCCAGAAAGUGCGGAAAGAGGAAAGGGAGCAGAUGAAGACCCUGAACAACAAAUUUGCCUCCUUCAUCGACAAGGUCCGAUUUCUAGAACAGCAGAAUAAAGUUCUGGAGACGAAAUGGAAACUCUUGCAGGAACAGGGCCAAGGCCCCAUUAAAAAGAGCCUUGACCAGCUCUUUGAGGCUUAUAGCAAUGGCUUGAGAAAGCAGCUAGAUGGCCUGUUAAAUGAGAGGAGACAGCUGGAUACCGAGCGGAAGAACUUCCAAGAUCUGGUGGAGGAUUUCAAGCACAAGUAUGAAGAGGAAAUAAACAAAAGGACAGUUGUGGAGAAUGACUUUGUGGUCCUGAAAAGGGACCUGGAUGUUGCCUAUAUGAGCAAGGUGGAGCUGCAAGUGAAACUAGACUCCCUGACUGAUGAGAUCGACUUCCUGAGAUGUCUGUAUGAGGCGGAACUGUCUCAGAUGCAGCAGACAGCUUCUGACACCUCCGUGGUCCUGUCUAUGGACAACAACCGAAACCUAGACCUGGACAGCAUCAUCCGGGAGGUCAAAGCCCAGUACGAGGAGAUUGCUCAGAGGAGCCGAGCGGAGGCAGAGUCUUGCUACCAGUGCAAGUUCGAAGAGCUGCAGGUGACAGCUGGGAAACACGGAGACAGUUUACGAGACAGCAAGAGCGAGAUCUCAGAGCUUAACCGGAUGAUCCAGAGGCUACGGGCUGAAAUAGAAAAUGUGAAGAAGCAGUGUGAAAGGCUGCAGACCUCCAUUGCCGAUGCCGAGCAGCAAGGCGAGCUGGUCCUCAAAGACGCCAAGGGCAAACUGGCUGAGCUAGAGGGUGCCCUGCAGAAGGCCAAGGCAGACUUGGCGCGUCAGCUGCGGGAGUACCAGGAGCUGAUGAACGUCAAGCUGGCACUGGAUAUCGAGAUCGCCACCUACAGGAAGCUGUUGGAAGGAGAAGAAUGCAGGAUGUCUGGAGAGUGCCAAAGUGCUGUGAGCAUCUCCAUGGCGGGUGGCAGCUCAACCUCUGGAGGUGGACUUGGAGGUGGGAUUUACCUUGGAGGAGGAGGAGGCAGUGGUGGUAGAAUCGGUUUCAGUUCCGGAAGUGGAAGAGGUGGAUAUGCCUUAGGUGGAGGAUCCGUCUCUGGUGGAGGAUACAGUGCAGGCAAGGGAGGGUAUGGAUCUGGAGGCGGGUCCAGUACCAUUGCAAAAACAACCGUCACCUCCACGUCGGUGAAAUCGACAAGCAGGAGAGUCUAGAAGAUGGUGCCUUCUCUUAUCAUCUAAUGGCUGCAGCUCAGCCCCUCCACCCAACCCUGACGUCCAAAAGAGAAAUGAACGGUGUCCCUUACAGCUCAAUAACCUGCUAUGUAUUGCCUCAAAGAGACCAACGGUCAUGGUGACAAUUGUCCCCCAACCAGUUGUCAUGGUAGUGACACCUACUCUCCCUCUAAGUUUAAGCCAGGUACCAUAAUCUACUUAAAACCACACCAUGAAAUAAACUAUGGCGGAUAAUGGCCAAGAUUUUCAAAAGUGGCUAUCGAUAUGGGGUACCUCCAGUUCUGAAUGACCAGCUUGAUAUACCAUAAAGGGGCUGAUUCUGAGAAAGAAGGGAGGACCCACCCUCUGGAAAUCAGGCCCCUUUAAGGUGACUCCAGUGAAGCAUCAAAAACUACAGCACACAAAAUCUCUCAUCACUUUUGAAAAUCUUGGCCAAUCAGACAAAACAUACAUGCCUAGCUUAACUCCAUAGACUUCAGAAGGAUCAUACCAGAAACAGAUUUGAGCCCAAAAGAGUGAUAUUCCAUCAGCAACCUGGAGGGAAAACAUUCCUAUGCAGUAAUAUUCAGAAAAUUAAACACGUGUGCAUAUGUCAAGAAAAUGACUUUAUCCCAUAAAAUAAAUAAAAUGGAUUUACUAUGUUAAAAAUUUGGGCUGGAUCCUGGUAUAAAUUGGUACAGCUUCACUUAAGUCAGUGAUUUACAUUAACUAAGGAUUUGGCCCCUUUUUGAGUAAGGGCUUGUCUAUACUUGUGGCUAAAUUGGCGCUGCUGUGAUCGAUGCAGCGGUGUCGAUUUAGCAGGUCUGGUGAAGACAAGUUAAGUCGAUGGCAGAGUGCUCUCCCGUCGACUUCUGUACUCCACCUCCCUGAGAAGCAGAAGGUAAGUCAGCAGGAGAGCAUUGUAGACACUGCUGUAAGUGGACCUAAGUUACAUCGACAUCAGUUAUGUAACUUACGUAACUGAAGUAGCAUACGUUAGGUUAGAUCAGCCCUGAGACAAGUAUUCCCAGCAGCUGAGAAGUUCUACCCCAUCUGAUAUUUUUCUCCAAUGAGCUGAUAAGCUUCACCAGCCUAUAGUUGUUAAAACAAAAAAAUGUGUAUCUACAGUUAAUUCUAGGUGUGCUUUUAUGUAAUGGUCAUGAAGCAACUUUUGCUUGUCUUUUUUCAGUUCCUUUUCUUGCUGGGUGAUGCACUGUAUCUCAUUAAACUUGACAGUAAGAAAUACAA
Malaclemys terrapin pileata is the source of this 3055-nucleotide messenger RNA. RefSeq names its product keratin, type II cytoskeletal 6A-like. The record is from RefSeq and is a predicted model, not a curated record. The transcript has 9 exons. Gene Ontology annotation, biological process: keratinization; intermediate filament organization. The coding region runs from base 110 to 1807 and encodes 565 amino acids. Gene Ontology annotation, molecular function: structural constituent of skin epidermis. Gene Ontology annotation, cellular component: keratin filament. Lineage: Eukaryota; Metazoa; Chordata; Testudines; Emydidae.